Molecule: messenger RNA, 1091 nt
Organism: Ipomoea triloba (trilobed morning glory)
Lineage: Eukaryota; Viridiplantae; Streptophyta; Magnoliopsida; Solanales; Convolvulaceae
Product: 26S proteasome regulatory subunit 6B homolog
Exons: 5
Coding region: 16-855 (279 amino acids)
Biological process (GO): proteasome-mediated ubiquitin-dependent protein catabolic process
Cellular component (GO): proteasome regulatory particle, base subcomplex
Molecular function (GO): proteasome-activating activity; ATP hydrolysis activity; ATP binding
Source: RefSeq, a predicted model, not a curated record
ACAUAUAUAAAUCAUAUGUAUAUAUCUGUGCUCCUUAUCUUGCCAGUUGAUUUGAUUCUUUUUUUUUUUUCCCUUAUCUUAAAACAUUACCAGGAUAUUGGAGGAUGUGACAUUCAGAAGCAGGAAAUACGUGAAGCAGUGGAGUUGCCUUUGACUCACCAUGAGCUGUACAAGCAAAUUGGUAUAGAUCCUCCCCGUGGUGUCUUGCUCUAUGGUCCACCAGGUACUGGAAAAACCAUGCUUGCUAAGGCUGUUGCUAAUCAUACAACUGCAGCUUUUAUAAGGGUUGUGGGCUCAGAAUUUGUACAGAAGUACUUGGGUGAGGGUCCUCGUAUGGUUCGUGAUGUUUUCCGCCUUGCCAAAGAAAAUGCCCCAGCGAUCAUUUUUAUCGAUGAGGUAGAUGCAAUUGCCACUGCUAGGUUUGAUGCUCAGACCGGAGCUGAUAGAGAAGUUCAGCGUAUUCUAAUGGAGUUACUAAAUCAGAUGGAUGGGUUUGACCAGACAGUUAAUGUGAAAGUUAUAAUGGCAACUAAUCGAGCAGAUACAUUGGACCCUGCUCUUUUGCGUCCUGGAAGGCUUGACCGAAAGAUUGAAUUUCCAUUGCCAGAUAGACGUCAAAAGAGGCUUGUGUUUCAGGUGUGUACUGCAAAAAUGAAUUUAGGUGACGAGGUAGACUUGGAGGACUAUGUUUCUCGGCCAGAUAAGAUUAGCGCUGCUGAGAUUGCUGCGAUUUGUCAAGAAGCAGGAAUGCAUGCAGUGCGAAAGAACCGUUAUGUGAUUCUCCCCAAGGACUUCGAGAAGGGGUAUAGGACAAAUGUUAAGAAGCCUGAUACUGAGUUUGAGUUCUACAAGUAAAAUGCAGAAAUAGCUGGGAAGUAUGAAGAAAAUUAACUUGUUAGUCACGUAAACGUACUUGUUUUCAAUGUAGUAUAACAACCUCUUAACUUUUACAGUGUGUUCAUAUGCAGAUGGUUUUAAAUUUUAACUGGCACUGUUAUUUGGUUUAGAGUUUAUGCUUCGUCAAGGCCGAUUUGAGGACCUUGUGUACUCUUUUUCUAAAAAAUAAAAAAUAAAAAAUUGGACGAGAGAAA